Anolis carolinensis (green anole) is the source of this 2129-nucleotide messenger RNA. It is a transcript of the gene pyroxd1, whose product is annotated as pyridine nucleotide-disulphide oxidoreductase domain 1. The coding region runs from base 81 to 1604 and encodes 507 amino acids. The record is from RefSeq and is a predicted model, not a curated record. Gene Ontology annotation, molecular function: oxidoreductase activity; flavin adenine dinucleotide binding. The transcript is spliced from 12 exons. Lineage: Eukaryota; Metazoa; Chordata; Lepidosauria; Squamata; Anolidae.
UUCACAAACGCCAAACGGCGGCGCAUGAGCCUCGGGACGACCCGUCGCCAAGGGUGAAGGCUGAGAAGCAGGAGACAGCAAUGGCCGCCGGUUCUUGCCCUCUCCUCCCCGAGGUCCCCUGGAGUCGUUUCGUCGUGGUGGGAGGGGGCAUCGCCGGAGUAACGUGUGCGGAGCGGCUGGCUACAGAGUUUCCCUCUGAUGACAUUGUAUUAGUCACAGCAUCUCCUGUUAUAAAAGCAGUUGUGAACUUCAAGCAGGUCUCCAGAACUUUAGAAGAAUUUGAUGUUGAGGAACAAGCAAGCAGCGUCUUGCAAAAGCGCUGCCCUAACAUUAAGGUUAUACAGUCUCCUGUAAAACGGUUGAAAAGUGAAGAACAUAAAAUCAUUACAGAGGACGGCAAGGAGUAUGCCUACAAAAAGCUUUGCCUUUGUGCUGGAGCCAAACCAAAACUGAUUGCUGAGGGAAACCCAUUCGUGUUGGGAAUUCGAGAUACAGAUAGUGCUGCGGAGUUCCAGAAACGUCUAGGGAAAGCUGAAAGAAUAAUUAUUGUGGGAAAUGGUGGUAUUGCACUUGAAUUAGUGUAUGAAAUUCAAGGUUGUGAAGUGAUUUGGGCCAUCAAAGAUAAAGCAAUUGGGAAUACUUUCUUUGAUGCAGGAGCAGCUGAAUUUUUGAUUCCAAAGCUAAGUGCGGAGAAGCCCGAAGUUCCGCUUGUUUGUAAAAGAACAAAAUACACAACAGCAGAAAGUAAAAAGGAAGAAGCAGACACACCAGGCCCUGGACAAAUUGGCAGUGCUUUGGGCCCUGACUGGCACGAAGGCUUGCAACUUAAGGGAGCAAAAAAGCUUUCCCAUAAAGUUCAUAUUGAAAAUCUGUGUGAAAUAAAGAAGAUCUACCUCUGGGAGGAAUUCCACAAGUCAGGGAAGGUGUCCUUGGCUUUCCCCAAAGCUCAGCAAGACAAGGAGGUUAUGGAAACAGAAGAAGAGCCUUGGCCUGUAUAUGUGGAAUUAACCAAUGGGAGGAUCUAUGGCUGCAACUUCAUUGUUAGUGCAACCGGAGUUGUCCCAAAUGUCCAGCCAUUCCUUGAUGGUAAUAAGUUUGCUAUAGGUGAAGAUGGAGGUCUACAAGUGGACAAGUUCAUGCACACAUCACUGCCAGAUGUCUAUGCAGCAGGAGACAUCUGCACAACAUCAUGGAAGCCCAGUCCUUUUUGGCAGCAGAUGAGACUGUGGACCCAAGCUAGGCAGAUGGGCUGGUACACUGCAAAAUGUAUGGCCGCUGACACGCUAGGGGAACCUACUGACAUGGACUUCAGCUUUGAACUCUUUGCUCAUGUUACAAAAUUUUUCAACUACAAGGUGGUGCUGCUAGGAAAAUAUAAUGCUCAAGGACUGGGUUCAGACCAUGAAUUGAUGUUACGAUGCACCAAAGGACUGGAGUAUGUCAAAGUUGUGAUGCAGAAUGGACGAAUGCUGGGAGCAGUUCUGAUUGGAGAAACGGACCUGGAAGAAACCUUUGAGAACUUGAUUCUAAAUCAGAUGGAUCUUUCACGCUACGGGGAGGACCUCUUGGAUCCAAAUAUUGACAUCGAGGAUUAUUUCGACUGAAUUUCUGAAAAUAGCAUCUGUGGUUUAUUUGGUUAGCAGAAAGAGCUUUUCCAUCAAAAGGGAAGGGCCAUUGCUGUAGACCAAAAGAACUGGGCACUGAACAGUUGGAAUGUAAAGUGCCUUAUCUUGUAAAGCAGUUCCAAAACGGUCUUCCAAACAAUGAGGAGGAAAUGGAACCCAAGACUUCCAUCAGCACAUGGUUUUCCCAAUGGUUGAAGGGCUGCUUCAGCCAAAACACAAGGAAUACUCUCUGGAAAGAUGUGAAACCCGUGCUGCUCUAUUGGAUCCAACAUUUCCUGCGAAGAGCAAUCGAAUACUACAUCAUGCCCUUUUUAAAACAUUAUAUUCCAUGGCUUUGGCAUUGACAUGAUGACUAUGAAGGCGAUACCCAUUUAUAUCCCUUGAUCGAGAUACAAAGUGGCUGUCAGCAUGAAAAGAUAACACCAUUAAUAACCAUUGCAAGGAAAUAUGUUAAUAAUCUAUUAAAAAGAAAUCAAAAAGAGAAGAUACACCUUUUUCCUAAAA